Messenger RNA from Ostreococcus lucimarinus CCE9901, 207 nucleotides. RefSeq lists its product with no specific name. Gene Ontology annotation, biological process: cellular response to misfolded protein. Gene Ontology annotation, cellular component: endoplasmic reticulum membrane. The annotation marks the transcript as partial. The transcript has a single exon. NCBI's taxonomy places the organism in Eukaryota, Viridiplantae, Chlorophyta, Mamiellophyceae, Mamiellales, Bathycoccaceae. The record is from RefSeq and is a predicted model, not a curated record. Gene Ontology annotation, molecular function: Hsp70 protein binding.
GGUGCGGAUUAUUAUCGAGUGCUCGGGAUCGAGCGCGGUGCGAGCGACGCGGACAUAAAGAAGGCGUACAGAAAGUUGGCGUUGAAGCUGCACCCGGACAAGUGUCAAGCCGCGGGGGCUGAGGAGGUGUUUAAGACGGUGAGUAAAGCGUUCGCGUGCUUGAGCGAUCCGAACAAACGUGCGGCGUUCGAUCGAUAUGGGAGCGAU